AUGGAUUGCUCAGAUAAAAAUUUAGAGGUGGAUAAAUAUUUGGAAGAUUUAAGCAAUUAAAUUGAAAUUUCAUCAGAUGAAAGAAAGGUCUAACCCCUAUUAGAGCUUAUUAAUUAAGCUGAACUUAAGUAAAAGGAUGAUAAUGAUUCCUAUAAGAAUAAACUUCCUUAUCCUUAAUAUGAUUGCAAAUAAAAAGACCAAAAUAUAAGUAAUAUGUAAUAAAAUAAUGCAAGCAUAUGCUCAAUCGAUAGCGAAAUAAAAUCUUUGAUUUCUGAUACAAAUUAAGAAAACGUUUGUUAAUAAUUUUAAAAAAACUUAUUAAUAGAAUAAGAAAAUGUAUCUAGUUUAGAAGAAGAAGAUUUAAAAAAAAUAGACAAAAUUAAUUCUACUUCACUCACAAACAUGUAGAACGAAAUUAAAUUAACUAGUGUAAAAAAUAUAAGAUUAAAUGAUCAAAUUGAAGAUGUUCCUUAAAUUAUCAAUUAGCAAACAUAAAAUUAGAACAUUUAGCCAUAAAAAUCUGCUUAAAUUUAAGAAGAAGAAGAAAAUAAAUAAGAUUUUCUUGAUAAGUCUAAUGAUAUUUAAAUGAAUAAGGAAAUUCAAAACAUUAUUUUGCUAAACCAGACAAAUAACUUUCAAGAUGAAAGCAAAAUGCAAUCUUAAUCACCAAGCUUUUAUUAAAGAGAAAAUGAUUAAGUUUAAUAAAAUGAAAAUUCUAAUGAAGUAACUUAAACUUAAGGCAUGGAUCCAAAAGAAGCUCUUGAAUUAAUUUAGAGUAAACUAUCCUAUUUAUAAGUAGAACUAAGUAAAAAAUUUAAUAUAAAUGAAUCAUUAAUAAAAAAAAUAUAAAAAAUGUAUAUUGAUGGUAGUUUGUCUAUGAAUGAAAUUUAAAAGUAAAUUAAUUAAAUUGAAUUAAGAGUUUUUGAGAUUUUCAAUGAAUUCGAUAAGUUAGAUGAGAAGUUCACUGAAUUGAGCAAAUAAUAAAAUUAAAAUUCUAAUAGCAAACUUUAAAUUGAGAGUUAAAGCAAAUACAAUUAAAAUAUCAACUCAAAGAGAGACAUAAGCUAGUUAGAAAACAAUUUUGACAUUUAAAAUGAAGAUAAUACUACAUAGUCUUUUAACAACAAUAUUUAAAAAGUCAUUCCAUCUCACAAAGAUAUUUUAAACGAGCUUAACUUACCAGAUUAAAACAGCUAAGGAGUUAUUAUGCACAAUAAAUAAUAAAUAGCUGAAAGCUAUUACCUUGACCUUGAAAAAUAAACACAUUCUAAUAAUGAAAAUAAUAAUUGUAUCACCAUCUAUGAUAGUAAAAGAGAACUUGUAAAAAAUAAAUUCAUAGAAUAUAGGUCUCAAGAUCUUUGUUUAUGCUAUUUAUCAUAUAACUUAGAUAGUGAAUCUGACUUAAAGAUAUAUAGUUCAGAUUUAUAUAAUAUUUAAAAAAAAUAAAAAUGUGCUUAUUAAUUUCUUUUUUAAUGUAUCAUAAAUGAAGAUAUGUAUGAUUCAAAAGAAUUUUCUCAGAAAGAAAAUAAUUAUUUGAAAAAAUUUGCUUCAGUUUUAAAAGAAUAUUUGCUUUUAAGAAAUAUGCAAAUCACCAAAAUAUAUCUUUAAUAAAGUAUAGAUGAAAAUAUAAAUAGCUUAUUUGUGACUUCUUCUAAUGAAAAUGAAGUAUUAAUAACUGAACUUUACUUAAGGGAUGCAGAAGCACAAUAUAAGCUACUGGUAGAUUACCAAGGUUUCUACUUAGGCAAGAUCAGAGAAUAAUAAAGCUUGUAAGAAGGACUUUCCUCUUAAAAGAAAGUCAGGCUUUGCUUAUUGCCCCUAAGAAAAAUUAGAUUCUAUGAAUUUGAAGAGCAACAUAUAAAAUAAUUAUAAAAAGAUUAAACCAAAGAUCUAAUAUUUAGACGCAGUAUGCUUAAAUGGUUUAGUAAUAAUAAUAAAUUCUUUUAAAUUGUAAAUAAUCUAACUGAAGGAUUUAAUGGAAAAUAAAUAAAUCUUAAAAAAUUUGUAGAUUCAAUAAUCGAAGAAUGCGAUUAAAAAUAUAUUAAAAAAUACUAUCUCCUUGAUAAUUCAGAAAACAUAUUAGCUUCAAAUGAUUGUAUAGAUGCUGAAGCUAUAUAAAAAGGAAUAGAUAAUUUCAAAAAAUACUAUUUUAUACAUAUUUUACUUUGUAAGAAACUUUAAGAAUCUGAUAUCCCUCCUUAAGUUUAAUAAAUAGUAAAUGAAUUAGAAUAAGUAGAAAAUAUUAAUUUUAAUAAAAUUUCACAAAAUAAUAACUAGCAUUAAACACAUCCAAUUGACCUGUUAAACUAGGAGCCAUCCAAAAAAUUUAAAUCUAAUAAUUAUAAUUGA
Messenger RNA from Tetrahymena thermophila SB210, 2349 nucleotides. RefSeq lists its product as hypothetical. The transcript has 2 exons. Lineage: Eukaryota; Ciliophora; Oligohymenophorea; Hymenostomatida; Tetrahymenidae. The record is from RefSeq and is a predicted model, not a curated record.